This is a messenger RNA of Penicilliopsis zonata CBS 506.65, 3801 nucleotides long. RefSeq lists its product as hypothetical. Lineage: Eukaryota; Fungi; Ascomycota; Eurotiomycetes; Eurotiales; Aspergillaceae. The record is from RefSeq and is a predicted model, not a curated record. The coding region runs from base 1 to 3801 and encodes 1266 amino acids. The transcript is spliced from 4 exons.
AUGGACGCUUACCCGGAAGACUAUGUUGCCCACAACUUACCCCUCAUCCUGCUUUCUGGUCUCGAAGCAGGAUGUGAGGAGACCGCAGAGGCUGGCAAUACCGACUAUCCACUGCUAAAUGAGAGAGGCUCUCAAAUAUACUCGGAUUUCCCGUCCUUGAGCGGAACGAUUGCGGAGGAGUUGCGGACCGUGCUUAUGGAGGAGGAUGCCUCGCAGGCUCCAUGGAACUCGAGGAAUGAAACACACAAUGAAUCAUCAGGAAUUAGGGUUCAGAUAAAAAGCAUUGGAAGGAGCUUCAAACUUCCUCCGCGAAAAGCUGAUCCUCCCACCACGUCUCGACCAGCAAGUCCGACGACCGACUCGUACACUGGAACGCCCGCAGGAAUACCAUGGGUACUUCAUUCUCCAAUCUCUCCAUUGACGCCGAAAUCACCGACUUUCCCAGACGGGCUACUUACCCCAUUAUGGGUAACAAAGCACCAAAAGUUGGUCCCAUCGGCCGUCGUCAACUUCUUCCCCUUUUCGCUCGACUCGAACAUGAAUUCACUGCGUGAUAACCAGCUCAAGAUUGAAAUCAAUGAACUGAGGAAACAAUGGUUUUCAUCCGGCUUCAAGACUCGCUUCCUGGUUGUGUUUGUGUCGGAAGAUGGCCGUGAAGAUCAACUCACGGAUGUCGAUGACCGAGUUGCGGGUAUCAGGAGAGCAACGAACCUAGAUCCCAGGUCCAUCUUCUUCAUCUCCCCAGGCAUCACAACGGCGGAGUUGAGAAUCUUUGCUUCCGCUUUAAUUGGUUCUCUUCAACCUUGGAUUGUCGAAUACUAUCGCGACCUGUCAAAACACGCAAGGCGCAAGCGGAACAGAAGCACCAUCCCCCCUCCAACCGCUCCUCCAACAAGUGGGACUUCACAGACGUUGUCAGUCCAAGGGUGGAAUAUGCGCUAUGAGUUCAAGCUUGGCAUCUUCGCAGAAUUUCGGCAAGAAAUGGAUGCUGCCUGUAGGAAUUACGAGAGCGCAUACGAAACCCUCUUCGGUCAGGAGGUCUUUGAGAAUAUUGCAGGCUGGAGCCCCCGGUUCAACGAUGCGCGGCUUCUGGCAGAUUCUCUCGCUAUUCGGAUUAUCCGAUGCCAGCUUUGGACCGGGCAAACCACAGCUGCGGUGCGGUCAUGGGUCAGCCACAGAUAUCGCUCGCAGGGUGUAAUCAAUCGACGGGGCAAGGGAACAAAAAACUACGGAUGGGAGGCGUGGGAAGCAAGAUGGUCCAUGGUCAUGGCUCAACUCAUACGACGUGCCGAGAUUCCCUCCCUGUCUUCUUCUAUCGUGAGUAUCGGCCCUGGUCAAUCCGCAACCUCCGGCCUCACAUUUGCCCACCCUGAGAAGACCAUUCCUUCCGGUGAGCCAAUUUCCCCGUGGGAACACCUUCAUCAUGAGGGUUACUGGCUGUCUCGUUCGGCGAAGCACAGCAAGCUUCGACGAAAUCUCGCGAGGCAGAUUCCAGAAGAGGAUCGUAUUCCUCCCGGACAGUCCCCUGCGUCCCAGAUUGCAAACAAGUUUUACAUGUACGAUACGUAUCUGGCUCCAGAGACACAUGUGGAGGCCCCUCUAUCGGGACGUCAAGGAUUCGAUCACUCCAGUCUGAUCAUCGAUACGCUGAAUGCGUCCUUGAAAGAGUUCUCGAUACGUAACCAGCGUCGGAUGGUCGAAAGUCUAACCCUAGAGAUCGCAGAGGAAUAUAUAAAGAUAGGCUCAUGGUCGGAAGCAUUCAAAAUUCUUCAGCCAAUGUGGUCAAGCCUUAGCUGGCGUAAUGCUGGUUGGUGGAGGCUCAUGGAAAGAUUCGGGUGGGCGUUGAGAGAGUGUGCCUUCCAACUCAACUCAGCAGAAACAGUCCUCCGGGUUGACUGGGAACUUCUCAGCAAUAUUUUCAAACCUCGGCCUGACUGGACGUACGACAUGCACAAAAGCCUCAAAAGUUUACCCUCGGAAAAACCUAAACCUUCUGUUGUUCUCAGGGCAGAGGAUGUGGUGGGAUGCCUCACGGCAUCUUUGGUCUUUGAAAAAGCCGAGGGAAACGUCGGGGAACCUUUGCAGGUUCAACUCGUUGUCUCAUCGAAUGCCCAUUCGUUAUCAGGCCCAAUAUCACUUUCGGAGAUUAAAAUUGUCUUCGAGGGCUGUCUUCGGCCCGUGAAGCUUCAAUCUGAUCAUAAUGCCGAGCCUGAUACCACGAGUGCCACGAGAAUCGCAUCCCUUCAGUUGCGCGAACAAUCCUCUAGUGACUCGUCGUCUCUCCAAUCACCUACAAGUGGGCUCAUGCCCUUAGUUGGUCUCGCUGAUUUGACGAUCAGCCCCUCGCAAACAAAAGUGUUUGAUCUGACCUGCAUCCCCCGGGAAUCUGGAGAAGCAAGGGUUGCCUCCAUCACUCUGCUGAUGGAAGAAGAUGAAUUUGACCUGGCUUAUGCCAUCACCACCCAAGAGCAAUAUAAACCGUCUUGGUGGCAGCAAACCAGCAAGGGUCCAGCCCGAAGACGGGUUGGAAUGACCCGGGACCCCAGGAGGUGUAAAAUCCUGCCAAAGCCCCCGAAGAUUCGCAUCACCACCCCGAAUCUUCGAGGUAACUACUAUACUAACGAGCAAGUGGCUCUGCGCAUUAUGAUCCAAAAUGAAGAAGAAGAGACGGUAGACGUUUCUGCCGAGAUUCGGUUGUUUGGUCGUCCGGAUUCUGCAGCGAAGAUCCAAUGGCCCGAUGAACUUCCAGGUGGCGCAGAACCUAGUGAUCCCGCCGACACUGCUGGUAGCUCCCCGACUGAAGGAGCUUCACACUUUCUCAAACGCUCUAUUGGAGUCAUGAAUAGUUCCGCCACGCAGGAAUUAGUGGUAAUCCUCAGAGACACUAACGAAGCUUCCGAUUUUGAACUCGAAGUCUCUGCCCUAUACAACCUUGUAUCCGAUGCACAGACUCCAAUUGUGAAGGUAGUCACUGUGGAGUUGACUUUCAUUCGUCCCUUCGAGGCAAACUACGAAUUCCUGCCUCGUAUUCAUCCAGAGCCCUGGCCGGACUUUUUCCAUUUUAGCGACUACUUGAUCGCGGAUGAGGCCAGAGAAAAGCCUGACGGUUUACAGCAGCGAUGGUGUCUCAACUCCAAGGUUGUAUCGUUUGCCAAGGAGUCUUUAAUAAUUGAAAAAAUUUCGCUGGUUCUUCUGAACCUGAGUGGUGGCGCUGUCAGCACGAUCGGCUCUGAAUCCAUCGUCGGCCGGGAGCCGUCGUCGGAGCUUGCGCCGGAAGGGCUUCGGGACUCCAAUUUUGAUCUUGACAUCCAAAAGCUCCGCCUGGCUGACCGGCGGCCUACUUCCCUGGAUCUUGAAUUAGACAUCCAGUGGCGGCGCCCAGGUGACAGCAACAGCCCCGAAUCACUAACGACGACUACCCUGGCCAUCCCUCGAUUCCUUGCACCCAUGGGCGAACCACGGGUACUUGCAUCUUCAAAACCCUCGCCAUCUUUGUCCGGCCUCAUCCAUAUCGACUACACAAUUGAGAACCCAUCCCUCCACUUCCUUACCUUUAACUUGACCAUGGAAGCCAGCGAGCAGUUUGCGUUCAGCGGGCCCAAAUCGACCGUUGUCAAGCUGGUACCGCUGAGCCGACACACAGUACGGUACAACCUGCUGGCAUUCGGACGUGGCCUCUGGAUCCAGCCUCAACUGGUGGUGGUUGACGCCUACUUCAACAAGACCCUCCGCGUCCUGCCCACGGAGGAGAUGCGAUCCGACAAGAAGGGCAUUCUGGUCUGGGUAGAUGCUGAUGAUUGA